This is a messenger RNA of Papaver somniferum (opium poppy), 1400 nucleotides long. RefSeq names its product E3 ubiquitin-protein ligase RGLG4-like. The annotation marks the transcript as partial. Lineage: Eukaryota; Viridiplantae; Streptophyta; Magnoliopsida; Ranunculales; Papaveraceae. The record is from RefSeq and is a predicted model, not a curated record. The transcript is spliced from 8 exons.
GGUUUUUGUUUUUGGGUUAGGGUUUAAUCAAUUUGCUUCCCUGCUCUCAUACUUGACUAUCUAUUCGACUAAUCCUAGCAAAUUAGGAUAUCUUUAUAUUAGUUCCCGUGCUUUCUUCUUUGAUAGGUUUGGUUCGUACUUAUCAUGGUUCCAUUUUUUGAUUUCCGGCUGUUGUAUAUGUAAUUGGGUUUUUAGUUAUUGGCUUGUUUGUUUUGUUGAAUUUGUGCAUCUGUUUCCCCUUUUAUCCCAGGUUUAUGAAAGCUUUUCAGCAGAAGGUCGCACAUUUCGUGUCAUUUUUGGUUUUGACUGUACAAGCAGAACAGAAGACACAGAUUACUUGGUGGAAAUUCAAAAGGCGAUAGCUAUUUUGGAACAAGUUCUACCUCCUGUUGCGGGUGACAAAUCCAUAUCCUGCUUUACAUUUGGAGAUGCAUUGUCGCUUGACCACGGUGUCACCUGCCUCUUCACUGAUGAUAGAUCGUUUACUGGAUAUAAAGAGGCAUUUGAGGGGUACGAAGUUGCAGAUUGCAAAUCAUAUCCUGCAGAAAAAAGAUCGUUUGGUCCAAUCAUUGGAAAGGCUACUCAUAUUGCUAGCGGAGCACCCAGCCAGCCCCAUGUUCUGAUAAUAUUUGCCCGUGGACCAGUGAGGAGUAAUUAUGAUGACCUUCAGAAGCCAAGUGUUCAGGAGGAAGAUACCUUACUUGCGAUUGCACAAGCACGCAAGUACGGAUUGUCAAUUAUUAUAGUUGGAGUUGGAGAGAACAGCGGGGAAGUGAUGAGGGGUUUGGAGGAUAAGAGUUCUAAUUUUUGGAGCCAUAAGCUUAAAUAUGUUCAGUAUGUAGACUUCCGGAAGCUAAUGGCAACGGUGCCUGAGCAGAGAAAAGAGAUUGAGUUUGGUCUUGCAGCUACUGAGAAGUUGCGUUCAAAUCAGCACAGCAACAGGAACAACAAAGUUAAGGAGAACGUUACUACCAAAUAUGCAGGUUUUGUUGGCUGAUCUCCCCCCACCCCCUGCCGGUAAUGCCAGUUUUCAGCGUACUGUUAGGCGAUGUUAGGUGGAAUGAAGAUGGUCUGCAUCUCCUAUUUUCGCGUUUCAAGGGGUGCGACUCCACAGUUCCUAUAUAUAUAUAUAGAUAUAUUCCCUGCUCAUGUAUUUUUGUAUAUAGAGGAGAUCCAAUUCCUCUUUCGAACUUUUAAAAUUAGCUAGUAACUGCUAUGGCGUACUUUGUGUUUCAAGUGGGUCUAAUUUUUCUGUAUCUCUCUGUGGGUGCCUCUCAAGUCUUAAUGUUUCCUGUAUUACUGUUACACUGAGUUGCACAGUACAGCCGCAUGUGAAUGUAAUCUUAGCUGAAUGUUUGUUGUGUAGAUGAAUUAGAUGGCAAGGAAAAUUCUUAUGAGAA